This is a messenger RNA of Dipodomys ordii (Ord's kangaroo rat), 504 nucleotides long. Its product is annotated as protein FAM25C. The coding region runs from base 192 to 461 and encodes 89 amino acids. The transcript has 4 exons. Lineage: Eukaryota; Metazoa; Chordata; Mammalia; Rodentia; Heteromyidae. The record is from RefSeq and is a predicted model, not a curated record.
CUUCUCCUGGCCUCUUGCCUUCAUCCUGCCAGGCAUUUAGGACUUGUUUCUGGACACAAGGUACCUGCACUGACUCAUCCACCCAGCAUCCUCCUGGCCUGGUGAGGGCCCAGCGCCCAUACCAGGAGCAUCUAUAAAAGCCUGCUAGUCCGGUCCCCAGUAUCCUACUUGUCACUGCUUGCAUUUGAACCAUGUUUGGAGGUUUGGGGAAGCUGGCGGCCGAGGGCCUGGCUCACCGAACUGAGAAGGCCACUGAGGGGGCUGUUCAUGCUGUGGAGGAAGUGGUAAAGGAGGUGGUGGACCACGCCAAGGAGGCUGGAGAGAAAGCCAUCGCUGAAGCUUUAAAGAAAGCCCAAGAGUCAGGGGAGAAAGUGGUGAAGGAUGUCACUGAGAAACUGACCCACACUGUCACUGACGCCGUCACCCAUACAGCAGAAGGCCUGGGCAGACUGGGACAGUGAGUCCGUGCCUCUGGGGCUAAUCCUCCCCAAGUGUCAAUAAAGA